Messenger RNA from Spodoptera exigua (beet armyworm), 3757 nucleotides. The record is from the annotation of a GenBank genome assembly. NCBI's taxonomy places the organism in Eukaryota, Metazoa, Arthropoda, Insecta, Lepidoptera, Noctuidae.
UUUCUAAACAAAUCCUUAAUCGUUAUUUUAAAUUGUUUCAGGUUUCACCACAGAAUGAGGUUGGCUUGCGGCACGAAAGCGCAACGCCACCAGACAUCCAUCUAAUUUGCAAAUAGAAUAGAAGAAUCAAGCGCCAUGGAUAGAACAUUAUUUGUUAUUUUGGCGAUCACCGCCCAUUUAUGUAGUAUAACUCUGGCUGACGGACCGGUUUACGAUGGACAAGGUAACCCGAUCAACACCGCACCCGCUGGCAACUUCCUCACUCAAACUGUUUACGGUUUCUUGGACUUCACUACAACUAUUGGCAACACAGUCAUGGUCUUCUCACCCCAAUCUGCACCACCACCAGAACCACCGAAAACUGAAAAAUCUGUUCAAGAAAACAUAAUCGAGACAAAACCACCUCCACCAUCAGUCACCAGUAUAAAGCCUGAAGCCAUUAAACCCAGCAAAAUAUCGGAUAAAGAUAAAACUAACAAGCCCGCUGGCCCAGCAGUAGUAUCUAGUGCUGUCUCAGUUGUAUCAUCCCCACCGAAAAAGGACAAUAAAUCUCCGAAUGUGCCUAAAUCCGUUGCAAAAGAGCAAAAACAAAUCAUAACGAAAGUAGAAGUAGUUGCUGGUCCGUCCAAAAUCGUUGAAAACAGCUCUCCUAAACAAUCAUCCCAAAAAUCAAACAAACAAAACUCACAAUCGACCAAUAAAAAUAAGAAAAAUGAUGGCGUGAAAUCUGUCACCAAUGUUGUAAGCAGUAAAGUUGAAGUAAAACAGGGACCUCCACCAUCGAUAGUUAGUUCCAAAGUCAGUAGCGUUGUCGCAGUUAAAUCUAGCAAAGCUGAAGAAGAGCCCGCCGUUCUGAUUACUAAUAAUAACAUCGGUGAACCUGAAUAUGACUUUUUGUCACGUCAGCCCUCUGAGUUCGUUGAAGAAACAUACAAGGUGAUUAACAUACGACCCUCAAAAGCUCCUGGUCAAAAACACAAGCAUAGUCAUAAGAACAGGCAUCAACCAACCCCACCUCCAGAAGAUGAUGAUGAUCAUCCUCUCGGCUUAGUAACAACACUCGGAGGAACGAUAGUCAAAGACGGCUUAACGACAGUUCAUGAAACUAGCGUCAUUGGUACAUUUAUAUCUGGUAAAUACGCUCAAGUACUAAACAGCAAUUCGAAAGUGCUACCACAAGCUGGCCACAGGGCAAAGAUAUCUCCUACUCCAACACAUCGAAUUUUAAAGACAGUUGGACCUUCGAUAUCUAAAAAUCAUAGACAACAUUUGGAACCAACGCCAUCUAUUAAUGACGAUGAUAGCAAUUAUGGAAAAACGACACGACGCCAAAAUAACGGUGGAGGUUCCUUCAAAAAUCGUCACAGAGUUCAAAACAACAACGCAGAAAAUGAAAGUCACAGCAGCCCUGCUCCAGCCCAGAGCAAAAAAUUCAAAAACAGAAACAAUAAUUCACAACGGACACAAAGUACACGGUUUGGUCGCCCCGUGAAUACGCCUCAACUGGCAACCGUCUCUGUUUUCAGUGAAACAGCGACUCCAUCGUUUUCCAACCGAAGGAAAAGUAACCGUAACUCUGGACAUAAGACGACUGUGAGCGCCUCGAGCAACAACGACAGCCAGUCGAAACGAGGAUUCAAACCUCGGGUUCAGCCCACACCCGUUGAGCAAGUGACCCCAGCACCCACAACCAGUGUGUAUAAAUUUAAGUUGAACCGCGCUCCGGGAUCAGGCCGCUGGCAAUAUAAAACGAGUCCUAAGCCUAAAGUGACUAUUCGCAAGCUUAACGCUGAUGACGAGCAACCAACAACGCCUAACUCAAAUCCGCUUCUUGAUGACACGCAAAGCAAUGAUAUUUCACCGCAAGCAAGGUCUGAUAAUGAUUUAGAACUAUCAGGUUCACAGAGUGGUCCCGGUACUCUCCUUGAAAAUGACACCGAGGACAACUCGAUUGAAAAACCGCCGCCAGUGGAAACAUUGAAAGUUGAAAUUUCUACUCCUGCUGAUUUCAGAGAUGUUUAUUACGAAAUUGCUACUAUCAAGUCUCCUUACACCUUCCAGGUUGGACGUGUCAAAAACACUCGUAUAAUUACAGUUACAUCUACAAUUGAAAAGCGUAUAGAACCCACGCAGGCAAUCAACUCGCAAAGUUCUCUCAACGAACCGUUGACAGAAAACAUAUUAGCGACAGCGUCUCCUUACGAAAAGGACCAUAAUCUUUUAGAUUCAAGUAUUGCUACUCUGCCCGCGAUAACAUUAUCUUCAGACAUGGAAACACCACCGCUAGAAACUGUUACCGAAACAUUCAGCACAACCCAGCACAUGUUGAAAACUCAUAUACUACCAGUAGUGAAAGAUGUUAACUUGACUAGUAGCUUAACUUUCAUUCAAACUUAUGAAGUUACUCGAUUCGUAACCGCGACUAAAACGUUACCUCCUAUGGACUUCUUCCAAUUUAUACCGAGCAAAACUCUUAAAGAAUUUAACAGUCGUCUGGAUGAAGCUGGUUCUGAAUUACAUCUGGAGUUAGACUUUGGUGAUAGUAAUGAAGAUGAAGAUGGUGUUCCAAGACGUGUAUUCCCACCGGACCUUGACCUCGCUAACAUUGGAUCUGACUUUGACCUUACUGAAGUAGACAAGUACAGAAUGCAUGAAAAUCAUCUGAGACUUAAGAAAGCUCAUGGUCAAAACAAAGGUAACCACGUGACCGAAUCACCCAACCCGCCCACUCCAGCACUGACUCCAGAACAGGCACAACAACUUGCUCUCCUGAGACUCCUGAAUCCAGCAGCGGCUGCUCAAAUUCCUGAUGUUGUCACCACAUCUAAACCUGUAAUCAAGUACGAAACAAUUUACGAGUCUCACGUUAUUCCGGUGUUUGAUGGCAAGGCUACGGUUCAAAGUACCAUUUCUAGGCCUGUAGCGACUAUAACUAAAACUGAAUAUGAAAUCGGAACUAGCAGUCUUCCGGCGUUGCCUUUACAAACACUUAACCCUCUAUUCCCGCAGCAAUUCUCAGUAAUUUCCACACCAGUCGUGGUAAACACAGAGGUUACAGCCACCAAUAGUCAAGUAUUGAAAUUAACGUUCGGUGCGAAGACGGUGUACACCACCCUAUUCACCACCCAAGUUGUGCCAACUGUGUUGACGUCGUACGUGACGUCAUCAAUCCCGGUGCAACCGACUGCUGCCCCACCCGGAUUCCCUGGAUACUACCAGCCGCCAUUCGCACCCUUCCCCUACGUAGGAUAGGUAGACCAGUAAAUAUUGUAAGGAAAAUCGAUAAGUGCGGACUAUAAGUUAAAAAUUGUGUUCAACAGUGUAUGUGAUGAUAACACGUAACUUUUGCACGAGAAACGAAACUUUAAACUGUGAAUGCGUUGUUGUAGUGCACGUGAUAAACUGUAUUGCGAGUAGGUGAACAGUAAACAGUGCAAAAGCAGCAGAACGGGGGGAUUUAUAGCCUUUGUGGAAACAUGAAAACUCUGGAGUUGUAUUUCUUAUAAAGUUUUGUGAGCCCGGCCCUAUGCGGUGCGUCCGCUAGCAAACCGUACGAGGAGGUAAUGUUUACCUGUAAUAGAGAUAACUAAUGUAACGCAAUUUACUUCAUACUCAGUAAUUGCUUUGUAAAUAAUUAUUAUUUAUGAAUAGUACUCUUGUACAUAACUGUACCUAAACCUACCUAUAGCUAUAGUUGUAGAUAGCUUCCAUAAAUGUAUUGUAUACUUUUGUACAUGUAUUGCUUAGGAUAAGUGGG